Juglans microcarpa x Juglans regia is the source of this 4723-nucleotide messenger RNA. Its product is annotated as pentatricopeptide repeat-containing protein At2g27610. NCBI's taxonomy places the organism in Eukaryota, Viridiplantae, Streptophyta, Magnoliopsida, Fagales, Juglandaceae. The transcript is spliced from 3 exons. Gene Ontology annotation, molecular function: RNA binding; protein binding; zinc ion binding. Bases 505 to 3150 code for a protein of 881 amino acids. Gene Ontology annotation, biological process: RNA modification. The record is from RefSeq and is a predicted model, not a curated record.
AUUGUUUCGCAGCCAAACAGAGAACCUCAUGUUUCCGAAACUCGCCGCUUUCUUCAAUUGAAUGAACUUGCGCUCCAGUAACCUGAUGCGGCACCACACACUCACUUUCGAAAUACAGCCUUCGGCGACAACCGAUGCCCAGCGCCGCUGCUUCCCAUUAUUGACCGCCACACUAUAGAACUACUGCGCGCCUCCGUUUGCAACAACACCUUCAAACAUAGCGCUACCUCUAGGCUCGAGAUUACUGCGCACAGCACAGCUGAUUCUGCAGCACGUGAACCACCACGCCUUAGCCGAACACCAAGACACCAACGGCACACCAACUUCACGGUUCGCCGGGUUUGGUGUGCGGACCUUCUUGUCAUUUUUUUUAAGGAAUGGAUUCAAACGAAAACAGACAAAUUAUUGGGGAAGCUACCCAAGUCUCGGAUCAUUAUUUCUUUUGGAAAGCAAUUUUAAUUUAGCUCCUAUGCUAAAAUUCCACCAUUAAUAGCCGAAGAGAGCAUGACUCUCUGUCGUCCCUUUUUAAGGAUGCUCAGAAAGCCUCAGACAAAGCAGACACUGAACACUCUCAAACUCUACCAUUUCACAUACUACACGAGUCCUCCAUCUCAAUCACGUGCCAUUGCCGUUGACUCUAAACAUCCAUGUGCGCCUCGUGGCACAUGCAACAUUGAUCAUGCAUACCCCAUGUUCGGCAAAAGUACCCAGAAAGACCUUUCGAUAUGUAAUCACUUUCUUUUCGAAUACUCACGCACUGGCCGUAACCAGGAGGCUCUGAAUCUUUUUGUGGAACUCCACUAUUCGAGUUUACCUGUUGAUGGGUCAACCCUGUCGUGUGUGUUGAAGGUCUGCGGAUUCUUGUUUGAUCAAAAUGUGGGCAUGCAGGUGCAUGGUAAAUGUAUAAAAUCCGGGUUUCUUGAGGAUGUUAGUGUUGGGACUGCUCUUGUUGACAUGUACAUGAAAACAGAGGGUGUAGGAGAUGGGAGGAGAGUUUUUGAUGAGAUGGGUGAGCGAAAUGUGGUGUCAUGGACUUCGUUGCUUUCUGGUUACUCACGGAAUGGGUUGAACGUGCAGGCCAUAGAAUUGUUCUUUAGGAUGCAAGUUGAGGGAAUUAAGCCUAACCAGUUUACUUCUGCGACUGUUCUUGGAGCUUUGGCAGAUGAUGGUAUGCUUGAGAAGGGAAUUCAAGUUCAUUCUAUGGUUAUAAAAAAUGGUUUUGAUUCUACCACAUUUGUGUGCAAUGCUUUGAUUAAUAUGUAUUCAAAGUCAGGGAUGGUUGGAGAUGCUAGAGCUGUGUUCGAUGGCAUGGAUACCAGGGAUGAGGUUUCUUGGAACGGUAUGGUUGCAGGUUAUUUAACAAAUGGGAUUCUUGUGGACGCUCUUGAAAUGUUUUAUAAAAUGAGGCUUGUGGGCCUAAAGCUUACCCAGAUGAUAUUUGCUACCAUGAUUAGGCUAUGUGCUAAUCUUAGAGAAUUGGGUUUUGCAAGACAGCUUCACUGUUGUGUUUUGAAAACAGGAUAUGGAUUUGAUGACAAUAUCAGAACGGCCCUUAUGGUCACUUACAGUAAAUGCAGUGUUAUGGAUGAUGCGUAUCAACUGUUUUCUAGGAUGCAUGGUGUCCAGAAUGUGGUGUCAUGGACGGCCAUGAUCAGUGGGUACUUGCAGAAUGGUGGAAGAAGGCAAGCAGUUAAUUUAUUUUGCAAAAUGGCCAAGGAAGGUGUUAGACCAAACCAUUUCACUUAUUCUACUAUCCUUACAGCUCAACCAGCUAUUUCUAUCUUCCAAGUACAUGCACAAGUCGUUAAAACUAAUUACGAGAAAUCACCUUCCGUAGGAACUGCACUCUUAGAUGCUUACAUUAAGUUAGACUAUGUUGAUGAAGCUGGAAAAGUAUUUGAAUUAAUUGAUGAAAAGGACAUUGUGACAUGGUCAGCAAUGGUAGCUGGAUAUGCUCAAAGAGGAGACACAGAGGGAGCUGUUAAAACUUUUCUCCAGUUGGCAAAAGAGGGGGUAGGACCCAAUGAGUUUACCUUUUGCAGUGUCAUUAAUGCCUGUGCUGCACCUGCAGCAGCAGUAGAGCAGGGGAAACAAUUUCAUGCGUGCUCAAUCAAAUCAGGACUACAUAAUGCUUUAUGUGUAAGUAGUGCCCUUGUUACCAUGUAUGCCAAGAGAGGAAAUAUUGAGAGUGCAAAUGAAGUUUUCAAGAGGCAAGAUGAAAGAGACUUGGUUUCAUGGAACUCGAUGAUCUCUGGAUAUGCACAACAUGGUCAUGGGAAGAAGGCUCUUGAGGUCUUUGAGGAAAUGAGAAGAAGGAACAUAGAAAUGGAUGAGAUAACAUUCAUUGGAGUGAUUUCUGCAUGUACUCAUGCUGGUUUAGUGGUUGAAGGUCAAAGAUACUUUGACAUGAUGGUCAAAGACCACCACAUUGAUCCAACAAUAGAGCAUUAUUCUUGUAUGGUUGAUCUGUAUAGCCGUGCAGGACUGCUUGAAAAGGCCAUGGAUAUCAUAAAUCAGAUGCCAUUCCCUGCGGGUGCAACUGUGUGGCGAACUCUCUUGGCUGCUUGCCAUGUUCACCGCAAUUCAAAGCUGGGAAAACUUGCAGCAGAAAAGCUCAUUUCACUUCAGCCACAAGAUUCAGCUGCUUACGUCUUACUAUCCAAUAUUUAUGCUGCGACAGGAAAUUGGAAAGAAAAAGCUAUGGUAAGGAAGUUGAUGGAUGUGAGAAAUGUAAGAAAGGAAGCUGGGUACAGCUGGAUUGAGGUAAAAAAUAAGACCUACUCAUUCUUGGCUGGUGAUCUUUCACAUCCCUUGGCGGAUCGUAUUUAUUCCAAACUUGAGGAGUUAAAAAUCCGGUUGAAGGAUGCUGGAUAUCAGCCUGAUACAAAUUACGUGCUUCAUGACGUUGAAGAGGAACACAAAGAAACAAUCCUUUCUCAACACAGUGAGAGGCUGGCCAUUGCUUUUGGAUUGAUCACUACAACUCCCGGUACCCCGAUCCAGAUUGUAAAGAACCUUAGGGUCUGUGGAGACUGUCAUACUGUUAUUAAGCUAUUAUCAAAGCUUGAAGCUAGAGAUAUUGUUGUGAGGGACUCGAACCGGUUCCACCACUUUAAAGGUGGUUUAUGCACAUGCGGGGACUAUUGGUGACACUCCAUUUGGAAAAUGGAUUUUAUAUGAAGUUUUCUGAUGGCUUCUCAUGUGAAGAAUAUUCUUCUUGGGCAAAGGAGCUAUACAACUUUUACACUUUCCAAUUCUGUUUUCGAAACCACAUUGCAAAGAAUUGCUCACAUUGGCAAUCUUUAGGCUUACCAAGCAACAUAAUUGACAUGUUGCCUUGGGCAGAUUUCUGAAGUGAUUGUGAAAGUGAUGGUCAUUCACAUUGAAGAAAGAAGGAACAAGUACUAAUUUUUAAAAAUUUGUAAAGUUUAAGUACUUGAGUGGAUAUCAGAGGGAAUUUGUGCCAUUUUGGAAAAGAGUUUGAUAUCUUCAUUCAUGCUAAUUGUUUUGCCCCAUGAAGUCUGAAAGUAAUUUCCCCAUUAUGCUCACAACAUGUUGGCUUAAGAGGCAUGUGGAAAUAACCUUCAGGCGUUGCACCAUUGCUGCAGAGAAAAUUGAUGAUGUCAUGGGAAUUAAAAUCAUAUACAAGUCCAGGAUUGAAUGCUGCAGCUGGGUUGAUGUGUCCAGAUCCAUAGUCAAAAGGCGUGGUGGGAGAGCCAUUUGGAUCCCUUCCUAUGGCAUGUCGAGUGUUGUCUAGGACCAUUGCUGUGAAGCCAUAGAUAUUGGAUAAUCAGAGACUGGAGUAAAUUACAAUUUCUGAUAUUAUAAUGUUGGCACAACUUACCUGUUGUCAUUAUUGCAGACAUUAUGGCUGCUGGACUCCAGGAAGGUUGGUAAGAUUUUAACAUUGCUGCAACUGCAGAAACGUGUGGGCAAGACAUUGAGGUGCCGGAGAUUAUGUUAUAAUUGACAGAUCGUUCAGCUGUAGCUUUAGUUGCCACUGGAGACCAUGCUGCCAAAAUAUUCACUCCAGGUCCUGUGAUAUCUGGCUGCAGUUGGAAUUUUUACUUUUAGCCACAGUAAGGAUCCAAGGCGCAACGUUGGUAGCAGUCUGUGGUAAACCUGAGUUUCCCGCGGAAGCUGAAACUAGAAUCCCUCUUUGGAAUGCAUGGAAAGUACCAAUAGAGAUCGCAUUUUCAAAGUAAAUAGGCUGGGGAGGAACUGGGCCAAGGGAAAGAGAGAGGAUAUCAACACCAUCACCAAUGGAAUCAUCCAGGGCAGAAAGAAUGUCAGCAUCGCUGCACAGGUCAAACCAACACGCCUUGUAGAUGGCAAGUCUGGCAUUUGGUGCACCACCUCUUGCAGUGCCGCUAGCCAUACCAAAUAAGCUGACAUUUGCUACCAUGGAUCCAGCUAUUGUUGAGGCAGUGUGUGAUCCAUGCCCAUCACUAUCUCGAGCUGACCGGAAGAAUGGGAGGUUAAAAGAUUCAAGAGGCCCAGACUCUGCUUCAAACCCUUGUGAAUAGAACCGGGCACCUAUAAUCUUCCUGAAAAUUCAAGCCCUGAUGAAUGGUAAGCCUCACGGUGAGGUACUUGCAUUCAAAAUAUUGGUUCAGGUGUUUAAUAUUUCAGUAAGAAUUUUGUGUCAAUCAUGGGAGUGGAUUCUUUGAUGUUUGAGGUGUUUUGGUACCUGCUUUAUUGAAUUUCUAUUUUGCUUAUCAAA